Messenger RNA from Caenorhabditis bovis, 1764 nucleotides. Lineage: Eukaryota; Metazoa; Nematoda; Chromadorea; Rhabditida; Rhabditidae. The record is from the annotation of a GenBank genome assembly.
AUGGAUUCUGAGCAGGAAAACGAUAAAAAUGAGCUCGGGAUGAAUCGACUCAAAAUUGUGAGGAAACGAGAAAAUGGAGGAAAAGACGAGUUCGUUUAUAAGAAAAUUCCACGCCAUCGCGGAUUUUUCUCGCAGAAAGAUGUUCGUGAGCAUACUGGAUGUGUGAAUUGCAUAGAAUUAUCAAAAGAUGAAAAUCUCCUAAUCAGCGGAGGCGAUGAUUUGAGGGUAAUUAUUUGGAAUUUCGCCGAAAUGAUGCUUCAGAGAGCGCCGCAGCCGAGGAUGGUGAUGAAACAACAGCACAAAUCGAAUAUUUUCUCUGCCGCUUUUACAAAUGACACAAAAUCAGUGUACACUGGAGGCAAUGAUGGAAUGAUUAUUAUGCAUGAUCUUAAUACGGGAAAGAAGAUUAUGAGUUGCGAGAGGGACUUUUUCAGACCGGUGUUUUCAAUAUCGCAAAAUCCAUUUGAUAAUAAUUUGAUUGGAAUUGCAUCGUCUGCGCUGUGGACAUAUGAUCCGAGAAGCGAUGAAACAGCGCUGAUAUUGCGAGAAUCUGAUGAAGGCGACAUUUCCCAUGAGGGACCAUAUUAUUCAGUAUCAUUUCAUCCGCAAACCGCUUAUCUUCUAGCGGCAAGUUCUGCUAGCGAAGGACCCCUCAUAUACGAUAUUCGAAACACUGAAAAGCCGCUUAUGGCACGCAGAGAGUUUGGCGGAAUAUCGGACACUAGCCAUAGAUCGGGAUUAAUUGAAGACACGUGUGCUGUGUAUGCCGAAUGGAGUCCGAGUGGAGAAAACCUGGCGGUUCUUUAUUCCGAACAUGUCCCACAUUUCUAUAACUUUGCCGACAAAACUUGCCAUGUAUUGGAGCAGCAGGAUUAUGAGUGUAAGCAGACGUUCAAAUCACUAACGUUCAUUGACGAACGUACGAUUGCCACCGGAUCGGAUAAUUUUGAGAUCAUGUGGUGGGAAGUGCCGGAACCUGACUUCCUUGAAAAACCGAAUCAGGAUCAAACAUUCAGAAAAAUUGAGAUUAGUAUGUGCAGCAAGUAUCUUCAAGGUCAUCGAUCGAUUCCAAAUCAAGUGCGCUAUAGCAGCAAUAAUCAUGUACUGGUGUCAAGUGGUGUUGAAAAUAUGGUCAAGCUUUGGUCGAGCUACAGACUUCCAUGGUCUUAUGAUCGGCCAUUCACUCGACUGAAGUUCGGACAAUAUAUGGGAACCCGUGCAAAUCAAGAUGCCAUUGAGAAACGAUUAGCUGAAGAGCUUGAAGAGGAAUUGGGCGACGAGUUGGAAGGUCGAGCGAAAUGGGAGGACGUGUUCGGAGGAGAUCCGGCGACUGCUGAAUGCCGCCGCACAUGCGAGCACUUUGAUCGCGCCGGCCAUCGUGGACAUCGAGCAGCACACGCCAGCAUCGCGCAUUUAUUUAUGGAUGUUUUUGAGAGUAUCUAUGAGGAGCCUGGAUAUAGUCAUCGUGAGCUUCAUGGAUAUUAUGACGAAGUACCGAAUGAUGGAGAUGAGGAUUACCCAUAUGGGCAAUGGGUUGGACGAGUAAACAAUGAUAAUGAGGUGGAAAGAGAACCACAACCUGACCGAGACGUGGAUAAUCUUGAGGAGCCGAUUGACAAUAAUCUGCCAGAGAAUGGAACUGAUUCUGAAGAAGCCGGUGUUCCAGAAGCUGAACAACAGGUGGAAGACGUAACUGAAGAAGGCAACGGUGAAGAAGCUGUGGAAGCGGAAAACGAUGAGAUUCCUGAGCAAAAUGAUGAAUAG